Aegilops tauschii subsp. strangulata is the source of this 909-nucleotide messenger RNA. Its product is annotated as thioredoxin Y, chloroplastic. Gene Ontology annotation, molecular function: protein-disulfide reductase activity. Lineage: Eukaryota; Viridiplantae; Streptophyta; Magnoliopsida; Poales; Poaceae. Gene Ontology annotation, cellular component: cytoplasm. The record is from RefSeq and is a predicted model, not a curated record.
GCGAACCCGGUCCACCACGUCACCCUCCCUCUUCUUCCCAGCGAACCAGGACGCGCACACUGCAGAUAAGAGAGGCGGGUACACCACACGCGCCGCCGCCGACCAAAACCCUAGCCACGGAGACCCCACCCAUGGCGGCCUUCACCACCACCGCCGCCCCCUCCGCCUACGCCGCCGCCGCAGUCGCCCGCUCGCCGGCACCGAGCCCCUCGCAGUGGGCACCGCCCCGCCGCUCGCCGCCGGCCGUCGGGCUCAGGCGAGAGGCCGCGCCGCCUCGCCGGGGAGCCGCGCUCCUGGUCAAAGCUAAGAAGGAAACAUUUUCUACCUUCGAGGAGUUAUUGGAGAAGUCUGAAAAGCCUUUACUGGUCGACUUCUAUGCAACUUGGUGUGGUCCGUGCCAAUACAUGGUUCCCAUACUUCAAGAAGUGCAUGAGAAGAUGAGUGACAAGAUUAACAUUGUGAAAAUUGAUACAGAGAAAUAUACAAGCAUUGCAAAUAAGUAUAAGAUUGAAGCAUUACCAACUUUCAUUAUCUUCAAGGACGGGGAACCUUGUUAUCGCUUUGAGGGAGCGUUGCCUGCUGACCAGCUAAUCCUGCAGAUUGAGAGUGCUUUAGAAGCUCCAAAGUAGCAUGUGCAUGUAUUGUCAGCAAGGAAUUUGGCCCCCUGAAAGAGCAUGUGUGAAGAAUGUCCUCCUUAUGGGUUGAUCUGCCAAGUAUGUGAGACGGUCUGAAAUCUCGGUGUACAAAGAUAUGGAAGCGCACACCUAGAUGCAUCUUUUGUGUAAAUUCUUUGAGCGACUAAGAUUUUGUUUUGGAACUAGAGCCUCUGGUGUUCCAUUUGCCUGGUACGGAAAAUUACCAUAUCCAUAUUUAUCAAAUUGAAAUGUUAAGCGAUGAGGUUUACUUCAA